Messenger RNA from Mycena citricolor, 1900 nucleotides. Lineage: Eukaryota; Fungi; Basidiomycota; Agaricomycetes; Agaricales; Mycenaceae. The record is from the annotation of a GenBank genome assembly.
UCGAAUACAGUACGUGCUGCGUCCCCGUGUCAUCACACGCCUAAUCAAAAGAGAUCAAUCUCUGAGACCCUCUGUGAUAGUUGGUUGCUCUGCGGCGUGCGAUACGGAUUAGGAGUGGGACGCCGGCACGCGCUCUCAUCAAGGAGACCAGUAGGUACCGUUUGUCGCUUUUUUCAGAUUUUCAGACAGAUACCGGGGCCUGCGUCACCAACGUGAUAUGAUACCGAGUAUGAUAAGCUCCCGCUCCGUAGAAACAUCUUGUUGGCCAAUUCGGAUCUGAAUAUUGAAAUUGACAGCCCCGCGACGCCAAAAAUGACUUCGGCUUCUAGGUUCCUGGGCCCCAUUACUUAAAGAAAGUGACGCAGUCUGAGCGCUCCAGCCUUACUCGAUGUCGCUCAAUCCUGGACCGUCGACCCCACUCCCAAAGCUACAAAUCACCAUUGCGGCCCUUCUCCAGGCUGGCGAGGGCUUUGCCGGUACAGUGAUCUUCCCGUUUGUUCCAAAGUUCGUUCAAGACACUGGCAUCACUGGCGGAGAUGAGCGCAAGACUGGGUAUUGGGCCGGCGUGUUGGAAUCAUUGUUUUUCAUCACAAAAUUCCUAUCCGUGUAUAUCUGGGCUCGGGCUGCCGAUCGAUUCGGACGCAGGCCGAUUAUUCUCAUUGGCCCUCUCGGUCUCGCCGUAUCGCUGUUCGGAUUCGGCUGUUCCAAGACCUUCUGGGGGCUGUUGUUCUGGCGGGGUGCUCAGGGGAUCUUCAACGGGAACUUGGGCGUUGUGCAAACUGUGCUGGUCGAGCUAUCCGACAAGUCGAAUCUCGCGCAAGUGAUGUCAUUCACUCCGGUCGCUUGGAGCUCCAGUAGCACAUUCGGGCCUGUCAUCGGCGGGUUACUCUCUGAACCAGCGAAGCGAUUCCCCGAAUCUCUCGGAAAGCUUCGGAUCCUUCAGGAGAAUCCUUAUCUCCUCCCUUGUGCCGUGGUCGGCCUUUCAUCGCUACUGACAUUCUUGUUCGCAUUGUUUGCUCUGAAGGAGACUUCGCCUGCCAUCUUAGCUAGUCAAAAUAAACGCACUGACGAAGCAGGCCCGCUGCUCGGAGACGAUACGGCCGCAGAAACCAAUGUGUAUGGAUCCAUAUCGCCAACGUCCAAGGCAGAGGACGCUGCUCCCGAUGUCUGGGAGCUCCUCACCCCCAAGUUAACAAUCCCCUUGGUCAAUUCCGCAAUUCUCUCUCUCGUUCAUACUUCAUACCAAGUGCUCUUUCCCCUGGUUUAUGCUACAAGUAUCGCGAAUGGUGGACUUGGAUUCAGUCCAUACGACAUUGGAAUGACACGCGGGAUUUCUGGCGUCAUCAGUACCGUCUUUGCACUGGUUGUCCCGGCUCGAAUUAUCAAACGAUAUGGCGCGCGUACAUCGUACAUCACCGCGUUUUCACAAUUCCUAAUUUGUCUUGGUGCCUUCCCAAUACUUUCGCUCUUGGCGACGCGAGCAGGACGGGUCGAUGCCUUGGUGUGGUGCGUCAUCACGAUCCAGCUCACAGCUGGGCUCUGGGUGGGCACAACAUUCGCUUCACUACAGAUCUUCAUAGUCCGGAGUGUGCCGCGGCCCUCGGCGCUCUCCAAAACCAACUCUCUCAGUCAGAUGGUCGCGACAAUCACCCGUGCCAUGGCACCAUUCAUGGCAUCUUCGCUCUUUGCUGUCUCCGUUCAGAACAACUGGUUGGGGGGCUAUUUGGUGUAUGCUUUGCUUCUGGUCCUUGUCUGCGUGGGCAUUUUCAUGUCAUUUAGCUUGGAAAAGGAACCCUAGCAUCCAGAAACUUCUUUCUUAGCCUAAUUCCAUAAUCGUAGAGUAUCCUGAAUAGUGUUGCUUCUAGGCGUUUGAAGCAAAAAUUAAUCAUUGUUUGCUAUA